This is a messenger RNA of Cicer arietinum (chickpea), 1604 nucleotides long. Its product is annotated as plastid division protein PDV1. Gene Ontology annotation, biological process: chloroplast fission. The record is from RefSeq and is a predicted model, not a curated record. Lineage: Eukaryota; Viridiplantae; Streptophyta; Magnoliopsida; Fabales; Fabaceae.
GUAUUCGGCAUUUCUUCUACAAGACAAAACGACAUGACGUUCAGGUAGAAAUUCCUUUCGUUGUCUCCAAGUAUAUAACCUGUUCAUUGAGGGCGUAGACGACGAAGCCAAUUUUUCAUCCCUUCGCGUUUCGCUCCAUUUUCUUACCCGAUGAAAGAAAAAUGAAAUGGAAUAUUCAAAUGGAAGAAGUAGAAGCGAUUCUGGAAAAAAUCUGGGACUUACACGACAAACUCAGCGACGCUAUUCACUCAAUUUCACGAUCUCAUUUUCUCACUUCUACUAUCAAAACUCUCACUGAUUCUUCUCACAUUCAAAACGACGCUACUGCUACUAAAACGACAAAUGAAGACGGUGCUGGUUUUGUUUUUGUUAAGGACUUUCGACCUCAAAACGACGACGUUGAUGACGCCGUUCAUGAAGCUAAGAGUCUUAAUGCUAUAAGAGCCGCUCUCGAGAAUCUCGAAGACCAGCUUGAGUUUUUCCAUACCAUUCAGACUCAGCAGCGCGUUGAGAGAGAUGCUGCAAUUGCACGUUUGGAACAGAGUAGAAUUGUUCUUGCAAUGAGACUGGCAGAACACCGUGGAAAAAAAUAUAAAGUCAUUGAAGAAGCUCUUGCUUUUGUUGGAGAUGUACAUGAAGCCAGCUGCCUUGCUUCACCUGAAGUUUAUGGACAACCAAAAGGUAAUGCUGAGAUUUUUGUAGCCGACAAAGGGAAGAGAUCUAAUAUCUUCAUGAAUGUUUUUAUCUCAAGUUUCAAUUUUGUGAAGAAAUCUCUUGGAUUGGAUCAUAUGGGAGGUAUUGUUGGCAAUGCUGCUUUGGUUGCAGUUAGCAUGAUUGCUUUACUUCAUUUACAUCAGGUAACUAAUCAUGAGCUUCCAUUUAGGGAAGAAAAUAGAGUUCACACCAACAGAACUAUGAGAAGAACAGUUCAAUUGGAGGGUUCUUCGUCCAGUUCCCAUUCGGGUAACUUGGAUGUAUUGUUGGCGAGAGGUUAGGAUUAAACCUCUAUUACUUUGGUGGAAUGAUGAGAGUUAUGUUUUUUAGUCUAUCAAGUGAUGUGUUCAUUUUCUUUCUUUCUUUUCAUUUUUUCUGUGCUCUUGGUCCUUUGUUUUGUCAUGGUUACAAAGGAGGGCUGAAACCUGUUCUGGGGAGGGGAGAAUAGGCUAAAAUUGAGGCAUAACUACUUUAGUGAGCUUGCCCAAAAGAAGUUAGUGUCAUUUGAUAUAUGGUUUUUGAUGCAACCAAAAUUUGCACUAGUUGCAUAAUAGUUGAUCUGAUGAUGUGUGAGAGAUGUAGGUUCUGUUUGCGGAUUCCCAGUUGUGGUGCAGAUGCUUAUACUUAGUUAGAUAGUGUAAUCUGUGAUAGAACACUGCACCUUUUUUACCUUGAUUUUUUGUGUUCGUUUUGCUUCCCACUAAGUAGAAUCUUUUGUAAGAAUACUGUUGCAAUGAAGGAGAUAUUUGAUGUAAAUUUCCAAGAAAUUGAUUAUGCAGUACUGUAUUGGUAGUUAGUUGUUGGCUUUGGUUUUCUCUUUAAUACAACAAAUGGUUCCCUAAUAUUCAUGUGGGCCACAUGUUAAUAGAGAUUAAUAUAUGUACUACCAA